Messenger RNA from Entamoeba nuttalli P19, 681 nucleotides. RefSeq lists its product as hypothetical. The transcript is spliced from 2 exons. The record is from RefSeq and is a predicted model, not a curated record. NCBI's taxonomy places the organism in Eukaryota, Evosea, Mastigamoebida, Endamoebidae. The coding region runs from base 1 to 681 and encodes 226 amino acids.
AUGAGUUGUAUACAAGAGUUUAUCAAAAAGAACAUUGAAGGUCAAAAUGGAACAGUUACUUAUAUGGACAUAGUUCUUAAAUUUGAAAAUACAACAGCAAAACAAGCACAAGAUGAAUUAAAACAAUACCAAAAAGAACAUAAAAUUGAAAGUUGGGAAGUUGGAAUUGAAGAAAAUGAAAAUGAAUGGCAUAUUACAAAUAAUGGAGAAUGUUAUAUGCUUUAUAAUAAUGAUUUUAAAGAAGAAUUAAACCAAUCAAUGACAAAUUAUUUUAAAUCAGGAAAGUCAGAAGCUGUCAUAGCACCGAAGGUUAUAACAACAACACACACAUUUAAAUCAGAUUUAUUAAAUAAAGAAAAACCAAAAGAAGUAGAAAAGAAAAUAGUUAAUUCAAUUAUCAAAGUAUCAGAAAUUCCUGAAACAAAAAAACCACAACAACCUGAUACAUUAAAAAAAGAAAAUGAUUUAAUAACAAGUGGUAAAUCUCAAAAAAAACUUACAGCUUUCUUUAAUGUAUCAAAAAAGUCUGAAACAAAUUCUCAAAUUAGUUCAACUACCUCAUCAAAGAAAUCUAAAGUCAGUUUAGAUAAUUUCUUUAAAGUUAAAGCAAAACCUAUUGAACAAAAAACAAAGAAAAGAACAUUAAAACCAGUUAAUUCAGAUGAUGAAGAAAGUAAUUAA